This is a messenger RNA of Eublepharis macularius, 528 nucleotides long. RefSeq names its product pro-melanin concentrating hormone (gene PMCH). NCBI's taxonomy places the organism in Eukaryota, Metazoa, Chordata, Lepidosauria, Squamata, Eublepharidae. The record is from RefSeq and is a predicted model, not a curated record. The coding region runs from base 28 to 528 and encodes 166 amino acids. The transcript is spliced from 3 exons. Gene Ontology annotation, molecular function: type 1 melanin-concentrating hormone receptor binding; melanin-concentrating hormone activity. Gene Ontology annotation, biological process: behavior; chemical synaptic transmission.
UUCUAUGCACACAUCAAGCACCUAAGAAUGAGAAUCCCAUCUUAUGCAUUAAUUCUGAUUUUCUCUCUCUUUUCCCAAGGUUUCCUACUUUCUGUUUCAAAGUCGAUGCGAAAAGCGGAAGAUGACAUGCUAUUAAGUGCGUUCAGUCUUGGAAAAGUAAUCCAAAAUGGCGGAAAAGCUGAAAAGUCACUGCCGGCAUCUUCUCUUGAACAUUAUAAAAUUGAGGACAGCAGUUUUCUGAAUGAAGAGGAAGAUGGAGCCCCAAAGUUCUCAAACACAGGGUUGAAGCACCAUGUCAUAAGCCACAGCCGACCGCUGAACCUGCCUCUUAAGCAGCUUCCUUAUUUUUCACUGGAGGAACCUGCGGCUUUUCCAGCUGAAGCCGAAGUUCAAAGUAUUGAAUCCAUACAGGAAAGGAGAGAAACGGGAGAUGAUGAAAAUUCAGCUAAAUUACCUAUCGGAAGAAGAGACUUUGACAUGCUCAGGUGUAUGCUGGGAAGAGUCUAUCGACCAUGUUGGCAAGUCUAA